Messenger RNA from Gymnodraco acuticeps, 1511 nucleotides. RefSeq names its product golgi SNAP receptor complex member 1 (gene gosr1). NCBI's taxonomy places the organism in Eukaryota, Metazoa, Chordata, Actinopteri, Perciformes, Bathydraconidae. Gene Ontology annotation, biological process: vesicle fusion; endoplasmic reticulum to Golgi vesicle-mediated transport. Gene Ontology annotation, cellular component: Golgi medial cisterna; Golgi membrane; SNARE complex. The transcript has 10 exons. Gene Ontology annotation, molecular function: SNAP receptor activity. Bases 331 to 1077 code for a protein of 248 amino acids. The record is from RefSeq and is a predicted model, not a curated record.
UUUUGAUCUCCCCUUAAAUGUAACCAACAAGGAACAGGUUGAAGUCCAGAUAGCAUCUCUGUCUCCCUUUAUGAAGGAGAUAAGAGUGAUAAAGACACUUUGUUCUAUUAUACCAACAAGCACUAAAGACUCACUCAGUUAUUACUAGUGCUACUAAAUUAUUUCUUUAAGAGCAUCCUGCUGGUGUCUGGACGGAAGUGUUCGCUCCCUUUCUACCUCACUGGAUCAGGACACAAGGACAAAGAGAAGGUGAUAAAAAGAGGGGGAACGUCUUCUUCUGACACGUGACGUGCCCAGGCCGGAACUCGGUGACGUCGCAGCACAACAAAAAUGGCAGGGAUAGGAGGCAGCAGCUACUGGGAAGAUCUGCGAAAGCAGGCCCGUCAGUUGGAGAAUGAACUCGACCUGAAGUUGGUGUCCUUCAGUAAACUGUGCACCAGCUACAGCAGCUCCAAGGAUGGACGUCGAGGAGAGACGUCAGACACCACCCCUCUGCUAAACAACUCCACCCAGGACAGGAUGUUCGAUACCAUGUCAGUGGAGAUCGAACAGCUGCUGUCCAAACUGACUGCAGUGAAUGACAAGAUGGCGGAGUACACUAACGCCCCGGGUUCGACUUCUCUCAAUGCCGCACUCAUGCACACGCUCCAGAGACACAGAGACAUCCUACAGGAUUACACACAUGAAUUCCACAAAACCAAAGGCAACUUCUUGGCCAUUCGGGAAAGAGAAGACCUGCUGGGGUCUGUCAGGAAAGACAUUGAGACAUACAAGAGUGGCUCCGGGGUCAACAACAGAAGAACAGAGCUGUUCCUAAAGGAGCACGAGCAUCUGAGAAAUUCGGACCGACUGAUGGAUGACACGAUAAGUAUUGCCAUGGCGACCAAGGAGAACAUGACCUCGCAGCGUGGCUUCCUGAAAUCUAUACAGAGCCGGGUCAACACACUGGCCAACCGUUUCCCAACCAUCAACAAUCUCAUCCAGCGAAUAAACCUGAGGAAGAGGAGGGACUCCCUGAUCCUCGGCACAGUGAUCGGCGUCUGCACCAUCCUCCUCCUGCUCUACGCCUUCCACUGAAAGCCUGCUGAAUGUUUAAAGGAGCCGCACUCGACGUGCUCUCUGUAACAUGGGAUACCCAGAGACUAAGCUCAGUGAUUGGAUAACCCGAGGCUCCUGAGCAGGGGGACAUUCAGUUGGUCCAGAUCUUGGACGGGAACAGAUUUGGCCAACAAGAACUACUGAACUUGUAUUUAGCAGUGGGACAGAUGGAGGGCUGCCAACAAGUGAAUGGAGACCAAAAGUACAAAAUAAGUCUAGAUUUUAAUUAAAUAUAUUGAUAACUCACUGGAGAGUGUGAAGAGACUGUGAGAACGUGUGAUGCAUCAUUAUUUUCCACAGGGAGGAUUUUUUGUUCAAUUGUCCUUUUUAAUGGAAGUGGGAUGGAGAGUUCAUUGUGGGCUGUAUAAUGUGAAAUUAAUAAAUUAUUCAUAUCAGUGUGUGUGGUACUACUA